GCCUCGGGCCGGGAAGGGCGGGCGGAAGGCGGAUUCUGCUCCCGGCCGGGCUCCGUGUUCGCCCGCUCGGGCGGCCGGGCCCCGGGGGGAAGGGCCGCCGCCGCGCGUCCGUGAGGCCUGGCGUGGCCGCGGGGCUUGGGAGUGGCUUGAGGGACCCCGGGACCGGCCGGGCGGGUCGCCGGCCUGCCGGCUUCGGGGCGGCAGCGCGCUCCUCCCUCGCUCCCUCCUCGAUUCUUGCCUGAGCCCUGAUCGCGCCCGGAAAACUUCUGGACUCCCAGGUAGGGAGGAGCCCCGGCUGCGCACUGCCAGCGGCCCUGCCACCGAACACUCGGCCCGUGUAGAAAAAGCGGCCGGCCCGGGGUUCUCCCCCCUGCCUUGGGGUGCAUCUCCUCAGACUCUCCAGCGCCUCAAGCAGAAACGGUGGGGAUCUGGGCCAGACCCUUCACGCAGUGACUCAGUGACUCAAAACGGCCAGCCGUACUGGAAGGACAGGGUGGAUGGCCCUUAGUCUCCUCUCCCUUCUGCACUUGUUCCCACCCGCCCGGCGCCUCAGCCCCGGGCGCCUUCGUCUUUUCCCGUGACUCCCUCCACUUUACUUCUCCUACUCCCUGUGGUUCUCGCGCCUCCCUCUGCGGCGGUGGGUCGCAAGGCUGGAUCAAGGCCUCCAGGGCCUGUCUGUCAGCCCAGGGCAGUCUUGCUGAGAUGUCACCCCGGUUGUGGUACUGCUGUGGCCCUGCUGCAGCUGCGUCGUCAGGCAGAUGGAGAACAGGCUAAUGGUAGAGCUCCACCAUCCAGAAAGGCGGCACAGGGCCAGGCCUCGCCCAUGGACCCUGCUCAGGACCACCUGCCAGCGCCAGCGGGGCCGCGCUCCUGAGCCACCGGGGGCCUGGGCUCCCUGUCCUUCCAGAGGAGCCAUGGUGUCUAGGAGGGGCAGGGGCAGCCCCCUGCGGUGGCCUGGCCCGGGAGGGGGCGGUAGUCACACAGGCCCCGCAGGCGUGCUCGGGGCUGCCCUGCUGCUCGCCAGCCUGCCGUGGGGGGCCCAGGGAACAGCCGGUGCCCACCCCAGCGCGGCUCUGGGCCGGGCCGUGCCUCUGGCCAGGGGCCGCUACUUGAGCAUUGGCGAUGGCUCCGUGAUGGAGUUCGAGUUCCCAGAGGAGAGCGAGGGCAUCAUCGUGAUCUCAAGCCAGUACCCGGGCCGGGGCAACGGCACGGGGCCCGGCCCCGCGCUCCAGGUCACCUCCCUGGACACAGAGGUGCUGGCCAUCAAGAAUGUGAGUGCCAUCACGUGGGGCGGGGGGGGGGGCUUUGUGGUGAGCAUCCACUCAGGCCUGCCUGGCCUGGCCCCCCUCUACAUCCAGCUCGUGGACCCCCACGAGGCCCCGCCCAAACUGAUCGAGGAGCGGAGAGAUUUCCGCAUCAAGGUCUCGCCCACCGAAGACCCCCCCGCCACCCUCGGCGCCGGCCUGGCUCACUUCUCGGAGAACCCCAUCCUCUACUUGCUCCUGCCUCUCAUCUUUGUCAACAAGUGCUCAUUCGGGUGCAAAGUGGAGCUCGAGGUUCUGAAGGGGCUGCUGCAGAGCCCCCAGCCCAUGCUGCUGGGCCUCCUGGGCCAGUUUCUGGUCAUGCCCUUCUACGCUUUUCUGAUGGCUAAGGUCUUCAUGCUGCCCAAGGCCCUGGCUCUGGGCCUCAUCCUCACCUGCUCGUCGCCCGGCGGCGGGGGGAGCUACCUCUUCAGCCUCCUCCUUGGAGGGGAUGUCACCCUGGCCAUCUCCAUGACUUUCAUCUCAACAGUGGCUGCCACCGGUUUCCUGCCGCUGUCCUCGGCCAUCUACAGCCGCCUGCUCAGCAUCCACGAGACACUCCACGUGCCCAUUUCCAAGAUCCUGGGGACCCUGCUGUUCAUCGCCAUCCCCAUAGCAGCAGGCGUGGUGAUCAAGUCCAAGCUGCCCAAGUUCUCACAGCUGCUGCUGCAGGUCAUCAAGCCCUUCAGCUUUGUGCUGCUCCUGGGCGGCCUCUUCCUGGCCUACCGCAUGGGGGUCUUCAUCCUGGCAGGCGUCCGGCUGCCCAUCGUGCUGGUGGGCCUCACGGUGCCCCUGGUGGGCCUCCUGGUGGGCUACUGCCUGGCCACGUGCCUGAAGCUCCCGGUGGCCCAGCGGCGGACAGUCAGCAUUGAGGUUGGGGUGCAGAACAGCCUGCUGGCCUUAGCCAUGCUGCAGCUGUCUCUCCGCCGCCUUCAAGCCGACUACGCCUCCCAGGCCCCCUUCAUCGUGGCCCUGAGUGGCACCUCCGAGAUGCUGGCCUUAGUCAUCGGCCACUUCAUCUAUAGCAGCGUGUGCACAGUUCCCUGAGGCCCCCGCGCCAGCUUUUGCCACCCCUAACCCCAGCCUCCGCCCACUGUCCCCACAGUUCUUGUGUACCAAAGGCCUUUAGUUCUCAUGCACUAUGCACUCAGAAGAAUCCAGGCUUAUUUUUUUUACUGGUUUUUUAUUCUCCAGCUUUCAGUGCCAAAGAGGCCAUGCUGAGUUAGGUAGGUGGGCACUGCCCAGAAAAUAUAUUUCAAUAAAAGAGAGGAGCAAG
Messenger RNA from Phacochoerus africanus (Common warthog), 2577 nucleotides. RefSeq names its product solute carrier family 10 member 3 (gene SLC10A3). The transcript has 3 exons. Gene Ontology annotation, cellular component: membrane. The coding region runs from base 759 to 2348 and encodes 529 amino acids. Lineage: Eukaryota; Metazoa; Chordata; Mammalia; Artiodactyla; Suidae. The record is from RefSeq and is a predicted model, not a curated record. Gene Ontology annotation, biological process: bile acid and bile salt transport. Gene Ontology annotation, molecular function: bile acid:sodium symporter activity.